AUGUCUACCCCAAUAAAUGCUCCCGGACAAGUGUCCUCCGAAUAUUGGUACGGCUCAAUCCUGAUGACCUACAAAAUGAAAGAAAAAAGAUACUUGUGUGCAAUCCUAUUCGUAGAUCCCCUAAAAGUGCACGUGAUCGUCGAGGAGACCAACGAAUGGAAAACGCCUUUCGAAAUCGCCACAAAUGGGCCGGAUCAGGAGGAGAAAUCACUUGUCGAGAAAGUGAUCGACGUCACGGACACUCUGAUUAGCAACAAAGUCUGGGAUCACGAUGUUCAGAUUGAGAAAAUGGUUAGUGGUUUUUGCCCAGCCGUUCGUGGACAAACAUGCUUUCAGCUAAUCGUCUGCGUCAAAUUCCUACAAAAUGAUCUUUCGGAAUUCGCAAAUUGCUUCUACACAAAUCAGAUGGGCCAGACAUACGAGCCGAAAAUACCGAUCCGAUCCAAACUUGAGGAAAUGAUAAAGUAUUAUGCUCCGGAUGGGCGCGGUACGUAUUCAAUCGAAACUUUACGCAAUUCUUUUUUCCCCACCCCCGGUUUUUUUUCAGUUGCCAUCGGAGUGUGCAUCGGAAGCGGGUGUGAAUAUGCUGUAGUGUCGAAAAACGACAAGUCGAAAAGCAUGGAGACCGUUUUCUUGAAUUACGGAAAUUGCUCGAUAAUGAGGAUGGCUCGUGAGCGCAUUAUUGCACGGCUAUCCGACUCGAUCAAUGAUCCGCCGCCGGGCAACCCUUACUCGACCAUACUUGAUAUUUUCAAAAGGACACUGUGCCCGGAUGGCUUUCAUGAAUCAGCAUUGUUCGCUGAGAUUCAUGAUGAGGUAGCGGUCCUAAAUUUCGUCCGUGCGCUUAUUGAAAGUGGGUCGCACUCGCAUGAGAUUCGUUACUUGUUAGAGAAAUUCUCAAUUUGCAGAAUCGCAGGACGGGACGGUGGAGGAACAAACGGAAAUCCUGAAGUUGUUCAAGGCGGUCGGCGUAGCGAUCGGCCGCAUGUUACACUUUUCAAUGAAUAUAGAUACGCAUGAGGUGGGGAAAGAAUUCGAAAAACGGGCAAAGUAUUGCUGAUCCACCCAACACUUUGCCUUUUUUGUUUAUUUUGCUUGAAAUUUCAUCGAAAAAUCAUUUCUUAUCAUUUCUUACCAGUCUCAUUUCAUACCCGUGACCUUUCAAAUCAGUCACGUCCGUUCAAAAUCUCCAAAAAAAAAGACGGUUCGAAAGUUGGUAUGAAAUGUCACGCGUCGCGGUUGCGAAAUGACUGGUUGCGACAGCACGCCUAUCACGGCGACAAAAAGUGUAGAAAGGGGCGUGGCCUAAUCUGAGACGCGUUUUCUGAAAAUUGCCGCAAUUCCAGCGCACUUUUCCGAUAUUUUUGUGUUUGAUAUCGACGAAAGAAGAGACAUUAAAGAGAGAAAACAUUGAAAUGUUCGUAAAAACGCCGCGUUUGAAACGUUUUUGGCAUAUUUCGCAAUACGCUCUCCGCGGCCAAUCGCCGCCGCAAUUUCGGAAUUUUCAUACCGUCCGAUCUGGAUAGUUUUGAGACGAAGUGAGUGUCGGAAGUGAUUAAGCACGUUAAUACAAGUAUUUUAAGCGUUCAAACGGCAAAAAGUAUCGGCGAAUGACUGAAAUUCGCGCAUUUUCAGCACAAAACUUGAAAAUCGAUUCAAUUGAUUCAUUUCUGAAUGAAACCUGCUCGUUUUAAGCUCAAAAAGUGCGCGCGAUGAUUAGUUUAACAAAGUUAUUAUGCAAUUACAUCGUCGAAAUCGUACAAAAUUUGGGUAAUUUUUGACGAAAAACGUGAAAAAUGGGGUUAAAUUUCGAAUUUCGCGCCAAAAUGGUGAUAAACCGUGCACGCGCUACGCCCCACGCCCCUUUCUACGUUUUUGGUCGCCGUGCGCCUAUUACAAAAGAGUAAUAGAAAUGUGAGGGAGUUUUGAAAAAAAUGGCGAGAUUGAGAGGUUGACAAUUUGGAACCCCCAACGAACCGCGAAGUUUCGAUACAAACGUGAACUACUUGGCGACAGAGUUGAGCGGAAGAACUCAACGGAAGAACACGGAAAAAUUUUUAUCUUUUUUAGAAAAUGUUUUCAUGAAAUGUGAUCAACUGACGAAAUGUAUAGCAAAGUGAACUCUGCUCUUAAAAAAAUAAUUGCAAAUUUAGCUUUUCAUACAGAAAAGUUAUUCGAGUUGUUCCGUGAAAAAAGGGCUAACGGAAGACCGAAGGACAUUUUCACGCAACAACUCGAAUAAAUUUUUUGUAUGAAAGGCUAAAUUUACAAUUAUUUUUCUAUGAGCAGAGUUCACUUUGCUAUACAUUUCGUCAGUUGAUCACAUUCCAUGAAAAAAUUUUCUAAAAAAGAUAAAAAUUAUUCCGUGUUCUUCCGUUGAGUUCUUCCGCUCAACUCUGCUUGGCGAUAAUGACGGAUUGCGAAACGUCGCGGUCCCGAUAACUUAUCUUUCUACAGUCCGACCUAGAGGAGCUGCAUAUAUUGGUUUGCGUAGAGGAGGACCAUGUGACAGAUCUGACGGUUCUCGAAGGAUUCGCCGAUCAGUUCGUCUCAAUGCCACUAGUGAAACGCAUCCGAUUGUACCGGCCGACGGUCGACGAUUUGGUGACUGCGGUGAGCGCUUUUAAUCAGGAAGCACGCACCAACUUCGAAGUCAAAUCUGAAAAGUGGCGAGAGACGUACAGAAUCGAUUACUUCGAAAGGGGCUACAACAUCGUGAGCGUCGAUCAUUAG
Messenger RNA from Caenorhabditis sp. 36 PRJEB53466, 2733 nucleotides. The record is from the annotation of a GenBank genome assembly. Lineage: Eukaryota; Metazoa; Nematoda; Chromadorea; Rhabditida; Rhabditidae.